CCGCCCCUUGUUGCCCCCCUUUGCGCGUGCGCAGUCUUCCCGGCGAGGCUGCGAGGCAGAAGGGACCAUGAGGCUCUCCGUCCUCCUUGCCGCGGCGGAGAAAUUCAAGCCGCACCCCGGCUACCGCUAUGGCAUGAACCGGCCCGGCUCAGUCGCCGACAAGGCCAAGAACCCUCCGUGGGUCUGGCGGAAGAAGAUCCCCAUAGAGCCCAUCAAAGACGAGGACUGGAAGUUCUUCAAGGGCGACACGGUUCAGAUCCUGAAGGGGAAGGACUUGGGAAAGCAGGGAAUGGUCUCCCAGGUGAUCCGAGAGCGGAACUGGGUCGUUCUGGAGGGCCUGAAUGUGCACUACCGAUACACAGGCAAGUCCGGCGCCUACGGUGGGAUGUACAUGGCCAGUGAGGGCCCGCUGCUGAUCAACUGGGUGUCCCUGGUCGACCCCACUGACAGGCUGCCCACUGAGGUGGAAUGGCGCUACACGGAGGAAGGAGAGAGGGUCCGCGUCUCCCUGCGGACCGGCAGGAUCAUCCCGAAGCCCUUGGAGCAGAGAGACGAUGGCAUCAUCCCAGAACAAUGGACAGACUGCCCCAAGGACACUUCGGUGGAGGACGCCUUGAAGAAGACCUACGUCCCUUCCUUGAAGACGUUCCAGGAGGAGCUCAUGGAGCUCAUGGGCAUCGUGGAGACGCGCCGCUACAGAAAGUCCUACUGGUAUUGAGGCCUUUCGUCCCGCGGAUCUGUGCCCCACUGCCUGGACCCCAAAAGACUCUCAGCUUUGGGGGGAGAUUGAGGAGGCUGAGAUGGGGGCUGUUGCCUCCUGAUAAAGGACCCUCUAAACUGCAACCUGUGUCUUUGAGUCUGUGGAGGUGGCCGUUCUCCUCUGGCAAGUCUAUCUAUACCGCCUUUCUUUAUCGCUACCCGCCAUGAGGCGGUUUAUAAGCCAUAGAAGCAAAGGUCACACAUCUACGGAACAAUCUGAUCCAAGGCGGAAAAUGUCACAAUAAAAGAUAGGACUUUGGGAUAAGCAACUUGUAUCAAACGAAGGUAAUAGUCAAGAAUAAAAUAGUACAGUCAUACCUCGGGUUA
Molecule: messenger RNA, 1086 nt
Organism: Podarcis raffonei (Aeolian wall lizard)
Lineage: Eukaryota; Metazoa; Chordata; Lepidosauria; Squamata; Lacertidae
Gene: MRPL24
Product: mitochondrial ribosomal protein L24
Exons: 6
Coding region: 68-718 (216 amino acids)
Biological process (GO): translation
Cellular component (GO): mitochondrion; ribosome
Molecular function (GO): structural constituent of ribosome; RNA binding
Source: RefSeq, a predicted model, not a curated record